AUGUCGGACGAGAGCGAGCAACAGCUGACCUUCACGGUCAAGUCGUCCAAUGACGCCAAAUAUGCCAUCACCAUCACAGCCACCUCUACCGUCACCCAGCUCAAGGAGAAGCUGGCCACAUCAGACUUCGCAGACAUUCCCAUCGAGCGUCAACGUUUGAUCUACUCUGGUCGUGUGCUCAAGGACCACGAGACGCUAGCGAGCUACAAGAUCAAGGACGGCAACACCAUCCACCUGGUCAAGGGAGCUGAAAGCAACAACCGUCAGAACCCUGCCAACCAGGGUGGUUCGGUUCCCGUUCCUGGUGCCGGAUCAGCUGCCAAUGUGCCUUCCAACAUCGCCGCUGGGACUGGCGCACACAACCCCCUGGCUCAACUAACUGGUGCACGCUAUGCUGGCUUCCACCAAUUGCCCGGAGCUGACAUGUUCGGUGCUGACGGAGGCAUGGGCGCACCCCCAGACCCUGAUCAACUCCUACGAAUGCUCGAGAAUCCAGCCUUUGCCCAACAGAUGAACGAAGCCAUGAACAACCCCGAUGUUAUCAAUAUGAUGCGCAACAACCCUAUGCUUCGCAACAACCCUAUGGCUCAGCAAAUGUUCGACAACCCAGAGAUGCGCCGUAUGAUGAUGAACCCUGAAUUCAUUCGAAUGCAGAUGAACAUGCAAAGAAGCAUGGGCGGCGGUGGCUUGGGUGGUGCCGCUGCUUUCCCUGCUCCCGGCGCAACAGAUACCACAGAGUCAAACUCAACAACGCAAAACACACAACAGCAGAACCAGCAACCGCCCAAUCCUUUCGCCAUGUUCGGUGGAGGCCCAGGUGCAGGAAGCGGCGCAAACCCCUUCGCUGCUCUGUUUGGCGGCAACCCUGGAACACCCGCCCAAGGCCAAACUCCAGGCGUCAAUGCUGGCCAAGCACAAGCAAACCCCUUCGCAAGUCUGUUUGGUGGGCUGGGCGGUGCCCAAGGCGGCGGCUCAGAUCCCAUCCAACAGAUGGCCCAACAAAUGAUGCAGAACCCAGAGAUGAUGCGCUCAGCAAUGAACAUGAUGCAAGGCAUGUACGGCGGUAACAACAACUCAGGCGCCGCCGGUGCCGAAGGCGGUGCAGCACCCGCCAAUCCAUUUGGCGGAGGCAUGAACCCAUUCGCAGCUCUGGGCGGUAUGGGAGGCAUGGGAGGCUUUGGCGCACCGCAGCAACAGCAAGACAACCGGCCGCCAGAGGAGCAGUAUGCUACACAACUGCAGCAACUCAACGCAAUGGGCUUCUACGAGUUUGAGCGCAACGUUCGUGCUCUGCGCAUGAGCGGAGGAAGCGUGGAAGGUGCUGUUGACAUCUUGUUCAGUGGUACGAUAUAG
Molecule: messenger RNA, 1353 nt
Organism: Aureobasidium namibiae CBS 147.97
Lineage: Eukaryota; Fungi; Ascomycota; Dothideomycetes; Dothideales; Saccotheciaceae
Exons: 3
Coding region: 1-1353 (450 amino acids)
Biological process (GO): ubiquitin-dependent protein catabolic process
Cellular component (GO): cytosol
Molecular function (GO): polyubiquitin modification-dependent protein binding
Source: RefSeq, a predicted model, not a curated record